Messenger RNA from Puntigrus tetrazona (Sumatra barb), 1835 nucleotides. RefSeq names its product vimentin like (gene viml). The record is from RefSeq and is a predicted model, not a curated record. The transcript is spliced from 9 exons. The coding region runs from base 79 to 1419 and encodes 446 amino acids. Gene Ontology annotation, molecular function: structural constituent of cytoskeleton. NCBI's taxonomy places the organism in Eukaryota, Metazoa, Chordata, Actinopteri, Cypriniformes, Cyprinidae. Gene Ontology annotation, cellular component: cytoplasm; intermediate filament; plasma membrane. Gene Ontology annotation, biological process: intermediate filament organization.
CUAUAAAGGACGCUUCAUCUCAGACCGUCUCUCCCCGUUUGGUACGGUUCCUGAAGAGAGAAACUUCUGAGGUUCACCAUGUCCGCCUCCUCCUACAGAAAGCGCUUCGGAGACGCGGGCCGGAGCAGCUCGUUCUCCAGCCGCCAGACCCCCAGCUCCGCGCGCUCUCGGGCGCCUUUCGGCGUUUCCUCGGCUCCGGUCGUUUACGCGUCGAGGAGCUCCAGAGUCCGAAGCAGCGCGGCGAUGCCCCGACUGGCCUCCGAGACCCUGGACUUCAACCUCUCGGACGCCCUGAACGCGGAAUUCAAGGUCAACCGGCUGAACGAAAAGGCGCAGAUGCAGUCUCUGAACGACCGCUUCGCCAGUUACAUCGAGAAGGUGCGCUUCCUGGAGCAGCAGAACAAGAUCCUGUGCGCGGAGCUGGAGCAGCUGCGGGGCCAGAGGUCGUCGCGCGUCACGGAUCUGUACGAGGAGGAGAUGCGCGACCUGAGGAGGCAGGUGGACCAGCUCACCACGGAGAAAGCGCGCGUGGAAGUGACGCGAGACAACCUGGCAGACGAUUUAGAGCGGCUCAGAGAGAAACUGCAGGAUGAGAUUCUUCAGAGGGAAGAUGCCGAGAGCAGCAUGAGGAGUUACAGACAGGACGUGGAUAACGCUGCUCUUGCUCGAGUGGAUCUUGAGAGGAAGGUGGAGUCUCUUCAGGAUGAACUCAUCUUCCUCAAAAAGCUCCAUGAUGAGGAGCUGGCUGAGCUGCAGGCGCAGGUCCAGGGCCAGCAGGUGCAGGUGGAUAUGGACAUGGCCAAACCUGAUCUGACAGCCGCUCUGAGAGACGUCAGACUGCAGUACGAGAACCUGGCAACCAAAAACAUCCAGGAGUCGGAGGAUUGGUACAAAUCCAAGUUUACCGACAUGACGGAAGCGGCUAACAAGAGCAAUGAAGCUCUCCGACUGGCCAAGCAGGAGGCUAACGAGUACCGGCGUCAGGUACAGGCGCUCACCUGCGAGGUGGACGCGCUCAAGGGAUCCAAUGAGUCUCUAGAGCGCCAGAUGAGGGAGAUGGAGGAGAACUUUGCAAUGGAGUCGUCGGGUUCCCACGACAAUAUCGAUCGGCUGGAGGAGGACAUACGCAACAUGAAGGACGAGAUGGCAAAACAUCUGAGGGAGUAUCAGGAUCUCCUCAACGUUAAGAUGGCCCUGGACAUCGAGAUCGCCACCUACAGGAAACUUCUGGAGGGGGAGGAGAGCAGAAUUUCAACCCCUCUUCCAAACUUCUCCUCCUUCAGCCUGAGAGAAACAAUGCUGGAGUCCAAGCCUGCCAGCGAAAAUACAUUUACUAAGAAAGUUCUUAUUAAGACCAUUGAGACCAGAGAUGGACAGGUGAUCAAUGAGUCCACUCAGAACCACGACGACCUGGAGUGAUGAAGGAAAUCUCCUGCUGUUAUCGUCGCUGCGAGCAACCGACCGCAGCACCUUUCUGCAUCCCAACUAUCACCUAAGUCUGCUGUGAACGACCCACAAUAAUCUGCUUCAAAGUGCCUUUACAACCUCCGAAAGUAUUUGAGCCCGUAGAGGAAAUGUAGCGAUAACGCACAAGCACGGAAACAGCAUGACCUUUAGCGUACUGUGAAUCUUUCUUUGCUGCCUAAGCCUGCGUUUAUCUUCUAAAUAGCAUUUCUGAGCCAACUUCAAUGCGUUUAAGCAAAAUGCUACGGUAAAAACAUUCAAAGAAGGGUUUGUGUUCAUAAAGAAACUCACACUUUGUCUGAAUGUUCUUCCUUGGGCUGCUGUUAUUAUCAUUGUGGUAAAUCUGCAAAAACAAAGUAAAACGGUAAAAA